AGUCGCGGAUUCGGCACGCCGUGGUUUACCGAACGUAAUAUGGCGUACAAGUUUCGCGAGGAGAUCGUGGGAAAGAGGUUUCUCUCGGUGAGUGGUUUCACCAAGCUGAAGGUGAAUAAAAUUAGUGAGUGGGGUUGGCGUGCGGGGGUGAUACGUGCUGCCAGUCACAGGGAUAACGGCUGUCAUGACCUUCAGAUCCUCGUAGAGUACGACGACGUGGAAUGGCAAAGGAGGGAGUGGCUAUCACCACAUAGGGAUGCCGUAUUUUCCUUCUUUCUCAUUGAAAGAGGUCUCUACUGGGCUGAACGACCUGACCCCAGGCACGCCAGUCUCAUCCCCAUCGAUCAUCAUAAUCACGCGAACAAUAACCACCAUCAGCACCGCAUUAACGGGAAACCGCUCAGAGGCGCCACGGCGGUCGCCGACACCGUUGCUUGGCCAGCUCUUACUUUUUAUCCUCUCGUGGCACGCGCCGAGUUGCACGAGGACGCCAUGCCGAUCGAAUUUAUGCAAGAUCGCAAACUGGACUUCGUCGACUACUCCAAGCUGAAGCCAUUCACUCAGGACUGGGAGCUGACUAAGGGCGCAAUGCCCUGGGGAAACGCCGUUAGAAGAUGGGCGGAGAUGCAGGACGGUCAGAGGAUUCUGUUGACUACGCCCAGCGUUCUGGUCGGUUUCAGGGUCGAAGUUUAUCGGGCGGAAGGCACUACACAAUGGUACACAGCCGUGAUCGUCGGUUACAACGAGUCCACUAAGGAUCUGACUGUUACCGACGAUACGGUCCUCGAAGAUCACAACGAGGAUCCCACAUUAGUACAAAUGCGGCUGAUUGGCGAUGGAGUCGUCGAGAGCAUCAUGAGGGGCGAGGUCGUCGGCAUGACACCAAGGAGGUCGAGGUCAUCGACUGCUCUGACGCACGCGCUCGUUGUGCCACGACCCGGAAGAAGGCCUCGAAGGCGACCUGGAAACGCAGCGCAGUUACAGACAACUCCGAGGGUACAAAGCCCGAUAUCGCAGCAGCUCGAAAAAGAGAAGAACAAUGCCCGUAACAAUCGACGCCGACGCGUGAGCGAAGGUGCCAGUCGCGAGAAAAACGAAAAAGAUUCGGCGGAAUCCACACGGCAACAAGAGGAUCGCGAAAAUAAAAGUCCGCCGUCUAGCAAGAUAAGCAAUCGUGUUGCGCGGCCGGUGUUAGAAGAAGCAAACAGUGCAUCGGGAAGUGCUUCGAAACUACGAAGACGUGGCGCCGCGGUAAAGAGUCCGACCACCGACCAGGGGCCGGCACAGCAUCAGAGACCGGCACGAAGAAGACCGAGGCCAGGAGGUGGCCAAGAAGUCAAGACAGACGCAGAGGGAGAGUCUGUCGAGCAUCAUCAUCGUACCGGAGCGAGAGCCGACAAGGACGAACGCCUCGGUAUGAAGAGACUCAGAUCGGAGAGUAGUAAGAGCAAAAACACCGAGGAAGCUGCAGCGGAUCGGACUAGAGGAUCGGUGGUGGAAGCAGAGGGAGAGGACGAGGAGGAAGACGACGACGAGGACGACGUUGAGGAGGAAGCGGGGGCGGAAAAACACGACGGGGCUGAACGAGAGGUCGGUAAACUUGAAGAGGACGAGGAGAGUCAGUCCAGGGAGAGGGAUAGAGAACCCGAGCCACCACCUCCGGACAAAGUCGAUCCCGGAGGCGAUCCGGCUUCCAAGGAGGAGCAACAACCAGAUAACAAAUCAGAAUCAAGAAAGGGCGCUCGCGCGACCGAUUGGGACGCAGAUAAGGUCGGCGAGAAUAAGGAACAACAACGACAGCAACAGCAACAGCAACAGCAACAGCAACAGCCACCGCAGUUACUCGUGAAUGGAUUGCAUGUCGAUUCGCCGCUGGUCAGCGAUAAGACGAAUGCCAUCCGCGAGGGCAGUCCGUCUGUGCUGAAGUCGACUCGAUCAAAGACAAAAGGUUUUGCGGAAGAAAUCAGAGAGGACGUAGCGGCGGCGGCGGCGGCGGCAGAGGACGAUCGCGACGAAAACGCCAGUGAAGAAGAGGUAAGCUCGCAGCGAUCACGACGCACAGAGCUGACUACCACCGAGUUAGGCACGGAGGAUAGCGUGGGUAGCGUCGGCGGCGUUAGGGCGGCCAGCGUCGAAUCGGUCGUCGAGCUGCUGGAGUCGAGCAGUCAGGACUCAGGCUCCGUGCUGGAGAGGCUGAGUCCGUUUAGUAGCAGCGGCGGCGGCGGCCCCGGCAGGCAGAGCAGCCUGCUCCUGGAACAGCAGCGGGAGCAGGAGCGCAAUCGGCACAACGAGAGCCCGAUCAUCCUUGCCGAGAGACUGAACAAGCCGCCACCGCCGAUCGCCGGUCAUCAUCAUCAUCCUCAUAUACAAUCUUACCAUCAGCCACCAUCGCAUCAUCAGCAACAACAGUUCCAUCAUCAUCAUCAACAGCAUCACCAGCAGCGUUAUUCUGCCAAUAGUCCGGUGAUCCAUCACCAUCACCAGCAGCAACAGCAACAGCAGCAUUAG
Molecule: messenger RNA, 2508 nt
Organism: Acromyrmex echinatior (Panamanian leafcutter ant)
Lineage: Eukaryota; Metazoa; Arthropoda; Insecta; Hymenoptera; Formicidae
Gene: Kdm3
Product: Lysine demethylase 3
Biological process (GO): regulation of transcription by RNA polymerase II
Cellular component (GO): chromatin; histone deacetylase complex
Molecular function (GO): transcription coregulator activity; histone H3K9 demethylase activity; chromatin DNA binding
Source: RefSeq, a predicted model, not a curated record